AUGUCGAACCGUACGUUUAAUUUGCUCUGGACAGGAGCGCAAAAGGAUCUCGAAAAGUUAGCCGUUAAUGACUUUGAGUAUCAGGCGAUUGAGGCACAGCAUGACCGUGGCGAAAUUCAGGGCCAAGUGUUUGAACUGUACCUUCGCUAUCUGGUGAUUUCGAAUCGCUUGGAAGAGAUCUACGAUCAGAUCGUACAGCCACAAAAAAGGAUUCUGAUCCGCAAGCUGCUGGACAACUGUCUCGGUCGGAUGCUGGAGCUAAAGCACGAUCUGGUCAUUAUUGACAUGACGGAGUUCAGCUACAACGACACGAUUGUCGAAAAGCUAAGCCUAACACCGCUCAGUAUGGAAGUUAACGUUCCGCGAUACUUUCGACGGGAACGUGAAGAGCAGCUAAAUGAACGGAAAAAGUUUAUGGACGAUAUUCUCAAGAAAAUCGGUGCCCUCGAUGAGGAGGUUGUGGAGGAGGAGUUGAGUGAACUGGAAGCGAUACGGAUCAUUCAAACGCACGAGCGAGCCCGGCAGGGUCGGCUUAGGGCUCAAUUUAUGAAGGAGUUGAAAAUAUUGAAGGAAAAAGGUAAACCGGACAGUAGUCGCGACAAAUCGACGACCGGGUUGAAUGCGGCAAUGAAAAUCCAGAAGGUGUGGCGUGGGUACGCUACCCGUCGCCAGACGCGCCGUAAGAAGAUGGAGGAGAUGAUACUGAUCGGAAUGGUACCGUCACCGGUUACAUCUGCCCGGACGGCAGUGGAUGAGUUGGAAGAUUUGAAGCAAUUUCGGUACAAACAGCAAAAAACGUUCCAGGACGAUUAUGAGCGUUCGUUGGUACGCGUGAAGGAGGAGAUUAGUGUGAAGCAGGGUGCCGCCAUGACGGAGGAUAUUGCCGACGAGAUUCGGACUUGGUUUAAGGAGUAUCAGAAGCGGACCGGACGGUUGCCAGACUUCCCAUCGGAGGAGGCAGGCGGGUCGAGACAUCUGCUAAGCCGCCAAGGAACGGAGAGCGAAAUGAGUCGCUCGUCGGUUCUAUCGUCCAGGGAAUCUAAGUUGAAGGGAAGCGGAAAAGAGAAGCUAGCUCAGAAGAAACCGGGCGAACUGUCACUCGAGGAGGGACUCGAUAAAGCAUUUAAACCGAUGCAAUCUUCCUUUCUGCCGGAGAUUAAGAGUGGCAUCGAGGAGUAUACGGAGAUUUGGAAGGGUAAGGAUGAGUCGCAAAAUCUACGCCAGACUUAUUACGACGAUAUGAUAUACGAGGAGAAGUAUGCCGAUGUGGAGGCAGAGCUGCGCAGAAUUGUGGAUGAGAUUAUGCGGCAGGAGUUGGAACUGUUGCAGAUCGCACUGGAGCGCGAUCGCGGUGGAAAGAAGCUGAAGAAAAGCAGCAAGAAAGCGCGCCGCAGUGGCAAGAAGGGAAAGAAAAAGAAGGACAAGGAUCUUACACCCGACCGGACGACGGAAUCGCUGUUCGAGGAGCUCGUCACGAACGGAAUCAUCAAGAAGUAUCCGGAAACGCCGAUCAAAGCGUACGUGGGAGAUUUAAGCUAUGCAGCGCGCAGUGCACUCAAUCCAUCGCCAGGCGAUGUGCGGCAGUUGAUCAAACAGUACUGCAUUCUACCGCUCGGUUCCGAAACCAUACGUAACUUUGGACCGUGCAUCAAAUCGUUGCUGAUCGCCGGUCCGAAGGGUUCCGGCAAGACGUCACUGGUACACGCGAUCUGUACCGAAACCGGUUCGGUGCUGUUUGAUAUCAGCCCGCCGAAUAUUGUGGGCAAGUACCCGGGCAAGUCGGGCCUCAUUAUGUUGAUGCAUCUGAUCUCGAAAGUGUCACGGUUGCUGCAACCGUCCGUGAUUUACUUCGGCGAUGCGGAGAAACCGUUCAUGAAGAAAAUUCCCAAGACGGAUCGUACGGAUCCGAAACGUUUGAAGAAGGAUUUACCAAAGUUGGUGAAGAAUAUACAGCCCGAGGACCGCAUCAUGCUGAUCGGCACAUCCGACUGUCCGUGGGAGGCGGACAUGAAGCUGAUGGUGCAAACGUACCAGCGCUUUAUCUAUAUACCUCGGCCAGACUAUGGCGCACUUUCGUACGCCUGGAAGGAACUGCUCAGUCACUACAGUGGCGUGCAUCGGCAGUUUGAUACGGGUGCAAUGGCAAAAAUAUCAGAUGGCUAUACGAUCGGAUCGGUGGUGCGUUGUAUACGGGAGGUGAUUACAUGCAAACGGAUGCUACAGCUAAGGGUGCAUCCAUUGACGCAUCUGGAACUGAUUAAUGCGCUGAGUGCCCUCGAACCGGUGUAUAAGGAGGAAGAGGAAGCGUUUCUGUAUUGGUGGUGCAAGACGCCUCUCGGCAGACGUCGCUCAAAACAAAUGGAGAAGGACCAUGAAGCUAUGAUGGAGAUGGAAAAUGUCCCUAAGAAAAAGAAAUAA
Messenger RNA from Anopheles marshallii, 2418 nucleotides. RefSeq names its product dynein regulatory complex protein 11. Gene Ontology annotation, molecular function: ATP binding; protein binding; ATP hydrolysis activity. The transcript has 2 exons. The record is from RefSeq and is a predicted model, not a curated record. Lineage: Eukaryota; Metazoa; Arthropoda; Insecta; Diptera; Culicidae. Bases 1 to 2418 code for a protein of 805 amino acids.